AUGUUUCACGCCUCAUCUAUCGAACCAACACUAACCAUUCUUCCUUCGCUCAGGCUCCCCGCCGCAGCGUGGUAUCAUUACCUACGCCAUGGCUCAGAACCGUCAGCGUGCCCUCGCCGGUGCCGCACACGCCGCCGUCUUCAACACCUACCGCAGAACCAAGGGUCAAAUCUCUACUGGGCCGUCCCUAUGCUCAUCGGAUACGAGCUCAUGAACUGGGCCACCGAGAAGUAA
Molecule: messenger RNA, 234 nt
Organism: Aureobasidium vineae
Lineage: Eukaryota; Fungi; Ascomycota; Dothideomycetes; Dothideales; Saccotheciaceae
Source: the annotation of a GenBank genome assembly